AUGUGGCGCUGUCUGGUGCCGAAUCUGUUGUGGCGGCAAAGGAGACAAUGUGGCCUUUCUGCCAUUCUUGCACAGAGACCGGGCUGGCAGAACCCGACUCGUCGCUCGCUCACCGGUCUGCCUAAUCUGCAUGAACUGUUUGCUAUGCCGGCUCUGCAGCGCUUCAUGGAGCGCCAGCAACAGCCCGAGCAUUGCAGCAGCCCUCGGUCGCAGUUAACAGCGCUGAUUCGCCUCUUGGGGGCCAAGGAGCAGGAACUGCGCGACACGGAGCUCCUGGCGCGGGAAGAUGAAAACGAAGAUUUGCAGAAGCUUGCAGAAAAAGAAGUUGCUUCCUGUUACAAAGAGAUAGCAGAAUUAAAACUCCAGAUAGUAUUGCAUUUGAUUCCUUCAGAAGAAACAGAUGAAAGUGAUCUCAUCCUAGAAGUGACUGCUGGAGUUGGGGGGCAAGAAGCAAUGCUGUUACACUAUGCUGCAUAUAAAAGUUGGAAUUUUGAAAUUCUGGAAUAUAUGUCCAGUGAUAUAGGUGGUUUGAGACAUGCGUCUGCCAGUGUAGUAGGCCUUGAAGCUUAUAGGAACAUGAAGUUUGAAGGAGGAGUACAUCGUGUACAACGCAUACCUAAAACAGAGAAACAAGGCCGCAUUCAUACUAGCACAAUGACAGUAGCAGUAUUACCACAACCAAACGAGAUAAAUCUGACAAUUAAUCCCAAGGAAUUGCAUAUUGAAACAAAGCGUGCUAGUGGAGCUGGUGGUCAGCAUGUAAACACUACAGACAGUGCUGUACGAAUAGUCCAUAUUCCCACAGGUGUGGUAGCUGAAUGUCAACAAGAAAGAUCUCAAAUCAGAAAUAAAGAAAUGGCUAUGCAAAUGCUUCGUGCCAAAUUAUACAGUAUCAAACUUGAAGAAGAGUCAAGAAAGAGAGACACUGCUAGAAAGAUUCAGAUCGGAACCAAAGGGAGGUCUGAGAAGAUCAGAACGUACAGCUUCCCACAGGAUCGAAUUACAGAUCACAGAAUAACCAGAUCGGUGUAUCAUAUUGAAAAAUUCCUCUUGGGAGAAGAAUUGCUAGAUGAAAUGAUACAGUCCCUAAGCGAAUAUGCUGACUAUGAGACUCUAAUGGAACUUAUUUCAGAAAGUGGUCCAACCAGGCUGAGCUGAUGUUCAUCACAUUCUAUCACCACAGGAUAUACACUGGAAAAUACUUUUAAAGCAAUCCAAAGCCACUUUGAAAAAUGAAGCGUGA
This is a messenger RNA of Eublepharis macularius, 1243 nucleotides long. It is a transcript of the gene MTRF1L, whose product is annotated as mitochondrial translation release factor 1 like. NCBI's taxonomy places the organism in Eukaryota, Metazoa, Chordata, Lepidosauria, Squamata, Eublepharidae. Gene Ontology annotation, molecular function: translation release factor activity. Gene Ontology annotation, biological process: translational termination. The record is from RefSeq and is a predicted model, not a curated record.